AUGGAGAGAAAUGAUCGUAAAACGAACUCUAGAAAUCAUUCAAUCACUAUAGAUCGUGAUUCGAAGUUUAUCUUGCGAAAAGUGUUGUUGGAUUUCGCGAUAUUAUUUGUCGUCGGUUUUUUAAUCCUGGUGUUCUACUUGUGGGGUGCACCGUACGAGAGAGGCUUCUUCUGUGAUGACGAAUCGUUGAAGCAUCCAUACAAGGAUUCCACUGUCACUAAUCUGAUGCUGUACAUCAUUGGGAUCGGCCUGCCAGUAUUAUCGAUGUGUCUCACGGAAUGGAUCAGGCUCCGUGACUAUAAGGGCGGCCGGUCUAGGAUGAUCCUUGGUAAAGAGGUUCCUGCCUGGUUCUGGGAGGCCUACAGAGUGGUCGGAGUCUUCCUGUUUGGAUGCGCCUGCCAACAACUCACUACAGACAUCGCCAAGUAUACUAUUGGAAGACUUAGGCCGCAUUUCUUCGACGUUUGCAACCCGGACGUCGACUGUACAUUGCAAGAGAACAAGUGGCGUUACAUAGAGGACUUCACGUGUCUCGGAACAGACACCAAGCUGAUGAAGGAGAUGAGGCUGUCCUUCCCCAGUGGACAUUCAUCCUUCUCAGCAUAUACUAUGCUGUAUUUCGCGAUGUACCUUCAAAAGAGAUUCACUUGGCGCGGCUCGAAGUUAUUGCGACACGGGAUCCAGUUUCUGCUUGUGAUGAUGGCUUGGUACACGGUCAUGUCGCGAGUAUCUGACUACAAACAUCACUGGAGCGAUGUAUUGGCCGGCUUCAGUAUUGGACUAUUAUUCGCUAUUAUUGUGGUGAGCUAUAUGUCUUACUAUAACUUUCCUUAUUAA
This is a messenger RNA of Danaus chrysippus (African queen), 837 nucleotides long. The record is from the annotation of a GenBank genome assembly. NCBI's taxonomy places the organism in Eukaryota, Metazoa, Arthropoda, Insecta, Lepidoptera, Nymphalidae.